GUCGAAUGUUGAACAAUUACCCCCACACUCGACCAACACCGAAAGGGAGAUGAAAGAACAAGCUACCGCUUCUUUCUCGGUCUCCCUCAAUUCUCCUCUGCCUGAAAUUAGCGAAGAACAAACAACCCCCACCAGAUCUACUCCCGCCAUAUCAUAACAGGAUCCAAUUGGAAGUCAAACUUCCAUCAUUAUCUUCUUCUUCUUCACCACCAUCAUCAUCACCUUGGUGGGUCUUACCAUGCCUUCUUCAUCCUCACCUCCUCGCGGCCAUGCAGAGCAAUGGCGAGCCCCUGAGAUUUCGGUCCCUGAUCUGCUCCAUUCUCCCUCCCGCUCCUCUUCUUCCUCUUCCGCUUCCCUCUCCAGACCCGCUUCCUCCCUCAUCGCUUCUGCAAUUUCUUGGGCGUUUCCAAUUCGCGGCCAUGGCGUUCCUAGCAAGUCCCACCGCAAGAAGUCCCAGCGGAGACGACGAGUCCAUGUUAUGCUCGCCCUACUUGGGUUGCUAGCCUCAUUCUUCCUCCUCAAUUGGUUUAUGCUUUUUCGCCUCCAGGAUCCUGGUGAUGAUGAUGGUGGCGGUGGACCUCUUCAUCUCCUCUCCUCCAUCAAUCCUUCUCGCCAUCUUCCCUCCUCAUUCAAGGAAGAGUUGAGAAAAAUGGGCAAAGGAAAAAAAUGGAAACAUGGUAUCUACGCAAGGAUGUUAGCUUUGGCUGCCCAUGCGCUUGCAGAGAAUAAGCAUGAGCCAAAAGAUUUGUGGGAAGAGCCAUUCAUCCCUGCCUCUGCUUGGACACCCUGUGCUGAUCAGCGUAACUGGACACGCAGUGAGGGAAACAACGGUUACAUUAUGAUCACUGCAAAUGGUGGGAUAAAUCAGCAGCGAGUAGCUGUCUGCAAUGCUGUUGUUGUUGCCCGGUUGCUGAAUUCCACUCUUGUAAUUCCUAGCUUCAUGUACAGCAGUGUCUGGAAGGACGUAAGUCAAUUCGGGGAUAUCUAUCAGGAAGAGCAUUUCAUAGAGUACCUGAGUCCUGAUAUUCGGAUAGUGAAGGAACUUCCUGAGGAGCUGCAGUCUCUUGAUCUAGAGGCAAUUGGUAGUAUUGUUACGGAUGUUGAUAUUAUGAAAGAAGCCAAGCCGAGUUUUUAUUUGAAAAAUAUACUUCCUUUACUGCAUAAGAAUAAAGUUGUGCAUUUUGUUGGAUUUGGGAAUCGCUUGGCAUUUGAUCCAAUACCAUUUGAUCUGCAGAGACUUCGCUGCAGAUGUAAUUUUCAUGCGCUAUUAUUUGUUCCCAAAAUACAAGAAGCAGGUGCUCUGCUGCUUCGGAGGUUGCGGAAUCAUGCACCUUAUCAUGGACGGCUGGAUCACUCUCUUGUUGGUCCUUAUUAUGCAGAACCGAAAAUGGGUGGUGGCAAUGCUGUAAAAUCUUCGAGGUAUCUAGCAUUGCACCUGAGAUUUGAAAUUGAUAUGGUCGCACAUUCAUUGUGUGAAUAUGGUGGAGGCCAAGAAGAAGCAGAAGAAUUGGAAGCAUACCGCAAGAUCCAUUUUCCUGCGCUAACACUUCUUAAGAAGACAAGGAAGCUGCCUUCUCCUGCUGCACUGAGAUCAGAGGGUCUGUGCCCUUUAACUCCUGAAGAAGCAGUGCUCAUGCUGUCUGCUCUUGGUUUCAAUCGGAGAACCCGUGUCUUUGUGGCAGGGGCAAAUAUUUAUGGAGGGCCUUCACGAUUAGCUGCUUUAACCAGUUUGUUCCCCAAUUUGGUCACCAAAGAGAAAUUGCUCUCAGCAUCUGAAAUUGAGCCAUUCGCCAACUUCUCAUCUCAGUUGGCAGCGCUGGACUUCAUAGGAUGCACGGCUGCAGAUGCUUUCGCAAUGACAGACUCAGGAAGCCAGUUGUCAUCUUUGGUGUCUGGAUACAGAGUAUAUUAUGGGGGAGGCAGGAUGCCAACGAUACGGCCAAAUAAGAGGAGACUGGCUGGUAUAUUCAUGAAGAACUCGACCAUAGAAUGGAAAGUGUUUGAGCAAAGAGUUAGGAAAGCAGUUAGACAGACGAAACACGUGUUUGAGAGGCCCAAGGGUCGGAGCAUGUACAGAUUUCCAAGGUGCAAGGAGUGCAUGUGUGUUGCUGAAGAAGCAGCAGCAGCAGAUGUUGUAACAAAAACAAAAAGAAAGAGAAGGCAUUAAUAUACCUUGCUGUAAUUGUUGUUAUUCUUGUUGUAUUCAUUCUUUGUCCAUUAAACACAUACCCAAUCUCCAAGUUUUGUGAUAUGAAGAAAGAUUUAUUCUCUAU
Linum trigynum is the source of this 2273-nucleotide messenger RNA. Lineage: Eukaryota; Viridiplantae; Streptophyta; Magnoliopsida; Malpighiales; Linaceae. The record is from the annotation of a GenBank genome assembly.